ACAGUUACUUACCUCCAACCGCAACUGCUCUCUACACCUCUCCAGCUUCAACCAUCUCUACUUCCAGCAGUGGAGGAAUGUUCUCUGGGCCAACCCCAACUCCAUCCAUCUCUAGUAUGAGAAUCUCCUCCAAGCCAACUCUUACUCCAGCUGCUGAAGAAGAAGAAGAUUCUUAUACUUCAACCCCUAAUUAUGGGUCUACUGAUGAUGGCUGGUUGUCUACUGUGGCUAUAACAAUUGGAGUUAUUGUAGCAACUGUUAUAGUAUCUCUCAGUGUUAUUGGUCUGUUGUGUCUCAAAGGUAUAUUAUUGUUCAAA
This is a messenger RNA of Geodia barretti, 317 nucleotides long. Lineage: Eukaryota; Metazoa; Porifera; Demospongiae; Tetractinellida; Geodiidae. The record is from the annotation of a GenBank genome assembly.